Cylicocyclus nassatus is the source of this 1044-nucleotide messenger RNA. The record is from the annotation of a GenBank genome assembly. NCBI's taxonomy places the organism in Eukaryota, Metazoa, Nematoda, Chromadorea, Rhabditida, Strongylidae.
AUGUCCGAGCCGAACCCGCCGCGCCGCCCCCUGGCGACCUUCCUGCGCACUGCGUCGGCGGGUGAAGCCGCGCCCGCGACCGAUGCGCGCAUGCAGGACGACGCCGCACCCGCAGCGCCCACGGUAGAACCUGCGGCCGAUCCCAUCGAGCCAAUGCAACCGCCGGCGGCAGAAAGACGACACGAUGAUGACACUUUCAUCGUGGAGGACGUCGCGCCCCUCGAACCGGCGCCGGUCGCGGUGCCGGCAGCGGUGGCUGCUGCCAGUGAUGCUCCCAGUUUCCUCGGCAGCGCGCGAGCGCGCACGCUGCCGGCACCGCGCUGGCACUGGCUGCUGGUGGCAGGUCUGGCACUGCUGCUGGUACUGCAGAGCGUGCUGGCCGACCGCGCGCGCCUGGCCGCCGACGCCGGCAACCGUGCAUGGCUGGCCCCCCUGUGCGGCGUUCUCCAUUGCAGCCUGCCGCCCUGGCAUGAACCGGCCGCGUUCACCAUGACCAGCCGCGAGAUCCGCCCACUGCCCGGGCAGGCCGGCGUGCUGCAGGUACAGGCCAGUAUCCGCAACGAUGCGCGCUGGGCGCAGGCCUGGCCGGACCUCCGCCUGUCGCUGUCCGAUGCCGAUGGCCGGGUGAUCGGCAGCGGUGUGUUCCCCCCUGCGCAGUACCUGGGCGAGCCUCCCGGCACCGCGCAGCUGGAACCGGGCCAGAGCGCACGCAUUGCGUUCCGUGCUGAAGACGCCCAGCCGUGGCAGGUCGAGCACGCUCGCGCUAGACUGACCGCCACCACCUCGUCCGGCCGCGCGCUCCGCGCGCACGGGCCAACCGAAUCGGGAACCCCCUUGAACGCUGUCCUUUCUCGUCCUGACAACAGUCGUGGCGCUCCCCGGCCACCGCUGCGUGAACACGUCGCCCAGUCCGUGCGCCGCUACCUGCGUGAUCUCGAUGGCUGCGACGCGGACGAUGUCUACGAGAUCGUGCUGCGCGAGAUGGAGAUCCCGUUGUUCGUGGAAGUGCUCAACCACUGCGAAGGCAACAGUACUCUGCGUUGA